This is a messenger RNA of Aquila chrysaetos chrysaetos, 5846 nucleotides long. RefSeq names its product AKNA domain containing 1 (gene AKNAD1). The record is from RefSeq and is a predicted model, not a curated record. Bases 911 to 3772 code for a protein of 953 amino acids. NCBI's taxonomy places the organism in Eukaryota, Metazoa, Chordata, Aves, Accipitriformes, Accipitridae. The transcript has 17 exons.
AAGGGAGCCGCCCGCCCCGCCCCGCGGCAGCACCCGGCCGGCCGUCGCGGCGGCCGCGUCGGGCUUAGCGGCGGGUAAGCGGACGCCGCCGUAUACCUGGCGGCCGGGCGGGCCCCGUGAGACCGCGCAGGCGGCUGCACGGAACGGCGCUCGCUCCUGUGCGGACAGGAGCGUAACUCCAGCCGGUUCCCCCGCCGCCCCGAGGGCAGCGGCUGGGGGCCUGCAGCACGGCUUCACUGCCCGACAGAAGGGAACAGCACAGCCCCGCCGCGAGGCUGUCCCUGACAGGAAACGGGGGCUCCCCGUUCGCUUCUCCGUGCGGGGAGCGGGUGCAGGUAAGGUGGAACCCCCGACGGGACCGCACGUUACCCGCGCUGCCGUGAAUCAGUAAGAGACGGAGCUGUUGAAACGGGGUGAGAAGGAAGCGGGAAAACAUGCGGCGUUUUUUCUCUGGUGCAGAGACUGAAGAAACACUUCGUGGUGGGAACGUGAAGUGUGAGAAAGCGUGAGAUUAGUUUAAAACAAACAAAGUAAAGUUGAAUUCUAGUACCACUGUUAGCCGCGUGCAAGUUUUUUUGUCCAUAAUACUACAGAGGGAUUAACAAGCAAGGACAGCUACCUGGCACGAAGCUCCACUCUCCUUUUCCCAAUGCCUUUGACUUUGGUGUCUUUCUGUUUCCUCCAGUAGCUAAUCCGGACUUACACUAGCGUAAAUACGAGAACAUCCAUGUCAGAGGAAUGGUUCUAAAAAAACCUACGGUAGGUGCAAGACAUAAGUAGAUCUUAUUCUCAAAUGCCUUUACGUACAAAAUAAUUAUUACUCAUACAUUACAGAUUUUGAUCCAUGCAAUAAUAAAGUUCUAUCCGAAAUUGGAGGAGGAAUGGCAUUCAUAUUCUACAUAAACUGGAUAUGGAGACUAUGAAGAACUGCAAACCAUCAGACUGGGUGAAAACCCAAAUGAAUAGUUCAUUUUCAGGUGAAUUGGGCUGUAUCACAGAUGCAACUGAUGAGGAACAAGAUGACUUACCUUAUGAUGGAGAUGUAGGAAUAACCUGUAAAUACAGUAAUAAUUCAGAUAAUUUGAAUGACUGUACUUGCACAGAAGAUAUUUCUGGUAUUUUUAACUUAGCCUGUUCUGAAGAUAACAAAAACAUAAAAGCAACAGUGAAUUAUGAAACUCAUCCACAGCCUGAAGAAUUCUCCAGUCACCACAGAGAUGCCACAGGAACAAGGGGAAUUUCAGUUGAAAUGCCUGGAAGUGAAGCUUCCUUUAAGAAGGAAUUACUAGUUGGUAGUUAUAGUAAACCAGGUAUCAAAGAUCAUCUAGCUAACUCAAAAGUGUCCAGUGUCCUUUUGCGUCAUUUUCCUAAGGGAGGGUUAAUAAGCACAUGCCAGUUAAUUGAAUGCGAGACAAUACCAGAGACAUCCUUUACAGAAAGUAUCGAUGACACUGUGAACAAACCUGAGCCUUCAGAACACUUCAAAAGCCCUUUAGCACAUGAACAAUGGGCAGCUAACUUUCAAGAAUAUCACUUAGAAAAGUACAAGGAAGUAAACACUGGUAAUAAAAAUCAAAAUUUGCUAAAUGAAAACAGAUGUCUUCCAAAACCUAUUUUUUCCACUGGUAAGUGUGGGUGCAGCCAAGAAAAUUCACAAUUGAUUAAUGAGAAUGAAGAUACACACGUCUUUCAAAACACAAAGACAGACAGCACCCUGUUUAAGAAAACCAUUUCACCUCAUGAGCUCAAGUAUGGCCAAGGUCAAGCUCACUACUGCCUUCCUGACUUCUCCAAAGUUGCUUCAGAAGUUAAAGUACCACAAAGCAGUGACAAUAUGAACUCAGUUCCUACCACUGAAAGAGCAAAAUCAUUCCCUAUUUUGCUAAGUAAAUCAGUAAUUGCAAACAACAUUCCAGAAAAUAAGAACUAUUUCAAUGCUGAAGUAGAGAAUCAAAAAGAAAUGAGCAUUCCAGAACUGCUGCAACAGCUAGAGAUGCUGACACAGCAUGCUGACACCCAGAAUCAUAUUGACCAUCUGAGACUGAAUACUACGAUACUUCCUCAGUCAGAUUUUCCAAAUGCCCGCAUUGCCAUUUACUCAGGAGACACUGGGACAUCCUCUGAAGUCUUUACCGUACAUGCUCCUAUCUCUAUACAAUCUACACAUGGUUUGUCAAAAGCAAGAUUACAAAGUGGAACAGCAGCAUCAGCAUUACCAGCAGCUGGUACAGUAGAAGCACACUGUCUAAAUCCUUCUAAUUUACUGCCAGAACUAACACUAGGAGAAAAGAUGUCUCAAAUACUAAAGGAUCAGACAGAUCAACUGAUAAAGAACGUGGAAGACUUCUCUAAGCACAUGACCCAAGAGACACUCCUUUUACAAGACAACUACCUGGCAUUAAAUCAAUUGAAAAGAUACCUUGGUGCCUUGGAAAGGAAUUACUUAACAGCUAGAGAAGAACACCGUAAUUUACAGCUGCAGAAUUACAAGGACAACGUUGGAGAGUUUGAUCCUGAAAGAAAGGUGGAAGGGGAAAUAUUUAGACUUGGCAUGCUGCUUGAAGACAUCCAAGAACAAACUGAUGACAGCAAAUGCAACUUGUCAUCUUUGCUUACUUCCUGUGAACCUGCCUGUUCAUCAUAUUCUCUUUGUGAGAGCUCAGCAGUUUCAAGCAUUGCUGAACCUCCAGAAAGAAGAGGUAUUGAAUCUGCAUUUCUUCACAAGAACAAUGAGGCAGAAAAAAGUCAGACAACUGAUGCAAUCCCACAGACAAAUCAAUUUUCUUUAGAAGGUGACAAGUGCAAUCUUUGUCUUUACAUGUUACAAAAGAGAGCUGAAUCAACUUUCAGAAGAGAAACAGAGCCCCUGGGAAAAGGAGAUCUGCUAGCAAACAAGCAUUCUUCCAACAUAAUGAGAUUCCUUUCACCUGAGGAAAAAUAUGCUGCUGAAGGUCUUGCAUCCCAUAGUCAGGGUACAUUAAGUCAAAAAUUUAAUGCUGAUGAAGAAAGUAUGAAAGGAAAUACAAAUAUGCAGGAAAGGAAAACUGGAACAUGUUCACUCUUCAUUCAAAGAAAACCAACUGAUUUAUCAGAUACCAACCCGAGCAGCGAUUCAGAAGACAUCUCAGCUUGUGAUUCUUAUAAUGAUUCACAAAGCAAGGAACUUGUGAACUGUGAGACUGAAAGUUACAAAACAUUCAGUUCAAGACUAUGUGGAGAAAGAAAAGGCCUUAGAUGCAGAUGCCCUAGAGGAAGCAGAGAUCAAUUUAAACUCGGGAAUUACAAAGAGUCUGUUCAAUCUUGUGCCCUAUAUAGAAAUAAAAGUUCUGGUUCAUCCUCUUAUCCACAGAAGACAAUCUCCACUCAAAAGGCUCAAAAAAAUAAACAACCAUGUGAACUUGUAAACAGACUUUCUGCAAGGCAAAACUUUGAGGCUGCCAAAACCUGCUAUUCAAGCACAUAUGGUAAAAUUAUCCUUUCACAUCAAUACUUACCCAGCAAGAAGUCUGCAAUCAACAUCAGAAAUAGAAAUGCCAAUGAUUCCAAUGCAAAUAUUUUAAGUUCUGCUCUGGAUCAUGCCAUACAGACAGCAAACAGUUUGAAGAAAGCUACAGAACGAAUGGUACAAGCGGUUUCAGAAGAUCUAGCUAAAGUUAAAAAAAAAACAGCUUUAAACUCAGUUUCAAAUGCUAUAUUGUUUUGCUGGUUGAUACUGAAGUGCCAGUAUCUUUGCAAAUAUAAAAUGAUAAAGAUCAGAGAGUCAGCUAGCUGACUUGGCCAGCUGUUCUAUAACUAUCAGUACUAAACCAAACUAGAGCAUAUUGGUAUUCCACAUGUUUACACUCAGUCUCGGAAAUGGAAAACAAAUUACUAAUUCUACUGAAAGUCUUUAGUACGUUGGCUAACCCCUGUUACUGUGUACAGCUACCUUCUCUAAGCAUUCAUUUAAGACAGCUUAAUGAAAAUUGGCUUAAACAAGCAAAGUUAACUUUUUGAAUUGUGAUUUCCCCCCACCUCCAAAUAGGAGAAUAAAUCUUGGUCAUUACCACAUGUUUUCUUCCCACACCUUAACAGCAGCUGCUUAAGCACACCAAAGGGAAAACAGCCUCUACACCCAAGACAUCUAUAAGCAUCAUGCUAACAUACCAAGUCAUAGUUGACACUUGUAAUUAUUUUGUUUUUAGAGUGUCCUACAUUGAGAGUUGUUUGUUUUUAAGGUACUUCCUUGCAUGUCUCAGUAACUGAGUAAUACCAUUUGUUGUCUGUGUGCUCCUAACAAUUAAAUUGUCUGUUUCUUCAGUGUAGUUUCCUUACCUUGUCAGAUGUAUCUGGCUUUGAGAUUUUAGCUGAUAUAUAGGUUGGAAAGUUUUAAAAUACUGUAGAAAUACAGUGGGCCAAGAAAAGUCAUAUAUUAUUUUCCUUCUGAAAUCCAUUUAACCUCAGCAAUUGAAAGCAAGCAGACAGUUAACAGCCUUGUAUUAUCAGGGAUGCUAUUCACUGAAGCAAUGCCAAAGUAUAUAGAUUGAUGGAAAUAAAGUCAGAAGUGACAGUGCAUUGCUUAAAAAGGACAGUCAUUUUCAGGGAAACCUGAGUGGUUUCAUCAGUUAAUGAAUACAGAGAUAACCCAGACUCUGUUCAUGCAAGCAGUGAUAGCUAACCUUGCUGCUGUGUACCACUGAUUUACUAGCCUGAGUAAAUGGCUUUUUUUCAGGGCUUCUUCCACACUUCACAGCCAACAAAUACCAUUAACCUUUCUUUUCUCCUUUAGGCUUUUACUGUACAUCCUUAUAACUCGAUUUGUCUCUGCUUAUUAUCCACAUUUUUGCUUUAUUUAGCUUAAGACGACAGUACAGGAUAGUGAAAGGCUCACUCCCCUGUGCUAGAUUAAUGUUUGGAAUGUCCCUGUUACUACUUUGCUAAUGAACUUAAUAGUUGAAGUAAUUGCUGUAAGGCUUCCUAGAUCCAAUAAGAAAAGAUUAACCUGUUCCAGAAAUCCUUCCACACCACAAGAACAGCUAGACCUUUUGUUUAUCCUGGGUCACUGUCUGAACCUGCUGGCCUGGGCCUGACAGCAAAUGCCUAAGAACAAACCUAUUUAGUAAGACAAGCACAUAGCAAUAUUUCCUCAGAACAUUUUUUUGGCAAACUGAAAGCUGAGAGUCCUUCCAAAUCAGUAGUAGUAUCUUCGUAUUUAAUAGCCAUAUAAAGAUUUUUCUCUGGUGUAUGUCGAGGUUUUUUCCUCUCAUGUAACAAUUUAAAGUGUGUUGUUAUUGCAUGAUGUCUCAGAUGCUAAAGGUCCUUUUCUUUUGAAUUUGACAACUGCAAGUUUCAUGUGUUACUUCACACGCUGUAUAGGAAGGUAACACAUCUGUCUCUUCAGUCUGCACACUAACAUGUUUUUUUUCAAGGCUUCCAUCACAAACUCCUCCAUUGCCUUUUUUCCCCUUGAUCAAGGAUCCUAUUCUAGCCGUUCUUGACAUGGAAAUCAUUCCAUACCUUUGAUUUUCCUUAGUCAUUUCUGACUCUGUCCAGAUUUCCAGAUUCAACUUAAGAAAUAAAUUGCACAUGGAAAUAUGCAUCUUUAUUAUCUAGGGUAAUCAGACCAACAUCUGUGCCUAUGCAAAUCUGGGCCCACAUGUACAGGCUAGGUAUCUAUUUUAAGAUGUAUAAUAUGAAAAGAGGAACUUUCAAAAUUAUUAUAUACCUUGUACAUGUACUAAAAUACUAGGUUUUGGGGGGAGAUGUUUAUCUUGAUACAACUCUUUCCCAUUCUUGAUCUUGUUAAAACAAUUCUUGAUCUAGCCAAGAAGAUCAUUGGGAAAAAAAUAAACAUCUUAACAAGAAUU